Molecule: messenger RNA, 993 nt
Organism: Ambispora gerdemannii
Lineage: Eukaryota; Fungi; Glomeromycota; Glomeromycetes; Archaeosporales; Ambisporaceae
Source: the annotation of a GenBank genome assembly
AUGUUAACAGAUCUAUACACAAGAUUUUUCUGCGCCGAUAUAAUUGAAGAAAUCGUAACGAAACUCGAAUACGACCAAUCUACUCUGCAUUCAUGUAUUUUAGUGAAUCGCACUUGGUGUCAAGUGACAAUUCCUGUGCUAUGGCGAGACCCAUUCAGUUUUGUCAGUACUAUACCGAAUAAUGAAUUAGAAAAUAAGAAAUUAAAGUCUUUAUUUGUCGUUUGCUUGCAGUAUUUGAAGGAAGACGAAGAGAAAUCGAAAAUAUGUGGACUACAAGAGUUUGAAACGUCAAACCAAAAUGAAAAUGUUCCAAUUGUAAAAUAUAAACCCUCAUUUAGCUACCUCGCUUACAUUACACAUCUCGACGAUUCUGUAAUAUUUCGAAGUAUAUUUCGUAUUAUGCGUCAAAUAAAACAAACUGAAUUAAUCGAAGCAAAGAAUGCAUUCGUUUCCAUUAUCUCGAUGCUCUUUAACCACUCCAGAAAUAUAUAUUUUCUUAAUAUCUCCUCAUCGGCUUAUUUCGUCAACAGCUUAACUGAGGAAAUAUUCGCUGGAUUCUCGUCACUUUUUCUUUUGAUAUCCACUCGACAUACAAAGAUUGAGCAAUUACAAAUACGCAUCGAUUCCGACAACUUGUAUUCCGAAGUAUUAUUAGAGAAUGUCUUGUCUAUAAUCGAGGCACAGAAAGAAUUACGAGAUUUUACAUUUAUAGUCGAAGAUUUUGAGUGGAAAGAAUUAAUCGGGAUGGAAUUUAUGAAGCUUUUAUUGAUAACGCUAGGAGAGAAGACUGAUAAUGAAUCAGGGGGAAAAUUAGAGAGAGUAGAAUUUAUAGGAUGUGAUUUUGAUGGUUGUACUUGGGACGAUGGCGAAACGUUAUUUGAUGGUGUAAGUGGGGUGGUUUUUGAUGCGUGCAUUAAUUUGGAUGAAGAAAUUUUAACUAGGCUUGAGAUUAAGGAUGAAGAAAACGACAAUUGGGAAAUGAGCUUUGUAUAG